AAGAGCCCGAGGUCAAUCACAUCUUUGUUUUUUCCGUAAACAAGCAGCAAAAUUUUCUUCGCAUUACUUUUGAAAUAUUAAAAUUAAAAACGUUUAAAAAACUUGUAGAAAAACAUAGCGCAGCAAUUCGAAGAAUGGCUUGGCGCUCAGUUGGUGCAGACAAUGCAGAUCUAAUUAGAAAAAUGAGGGAUUUUGGAAUCAUUGCUACUGAAACAGUAGCUCAAGCAAUGAUGAAAACAGACAGAAAGUAUUACUCUCCACGAAAUCCGUAUGUGGAUGCGCCACAGUCAAUUGGAUUUGGUGUAACUAUUUCAGCUCCUCAUAUGCAUGCUUUCGCAUUAGAAUAUCUGCGUGACCACCUACGCCCUGGCGCUCGUGUUUUAGAUGUUGGCAGUGGUUCAGGAUAUUUAACAGCUUGCUUUCUGCGAUAUAUAGAAGAGAAAGGUAAUGAUCCCAAUACAAAAGUUGUCGGCAUUGAACAUCAGCCAGAACUUGUUGAGCAAUGUGUACGAAAUCUCCACACUGAUGAUCCAAAAAUGCUAGAUUCUGGAAAGCUGAUUAUUUAUGAGGGCGAUGGCCGUAAAGGUGUCCCAGAACACGCUCCCUACGAUGCCAUCCAUGUCGGUGCAGCUGCAGCUGUAACGCCAACCGCUCUUUUAGAUCAAUUGGCAAAUGGAGGGCGGUUAAUUGUUCCCGUUGGUCCAGAAGGUGGGGAACAAUAUAUGACUCAAUACGAUAAGGAUGCUGAUGGCAAAGUAAAGGAAACACGUCUUAUGGGAGUUAUGUAUGUGCCGCUUACAGAUCUACAUCGAUCUUGACGCGAACUAAUUCUAAAAGUGGUCGCUGUAAUGCUUAUUACGGGACUAAUUUUUAUCAAAAUAUGGUCGAAGCUACCAAACGAAGACAGAGCUUAAAUCUCGCAUAUCGCUAUAUCGCUAUCAGCAAGUAUUUUGGUCUAAUAUAGUAUGAACAGGCUUUAGUUGUUGCACCAUCAAUGUGAAAACAUCUCUACACCAAAAUGCAAAAUAUAUGUAUUAGCUGUAUCACUUAAAAAUAUAUGUAUGUAUUCUGCUGGAAAAUAA
Messenger RNA from Zeugodacus cucurbitae (melon fly), 1082 nucleotides. It is a transcript of the gene Pcmt, whose product is annotated as protein-L-isoaspartate(D-aspartate) O-methyltransferase. Bases 135 to 818 code for a protein of 227 amino acids. Gene Ontology annotation, biological process: protein modification process. Lineage: Eukaryota; Metazoa; Arthropoda; Insecta; Diptera; Tephritidae. The transcript is spliced from 4 exons. Gene Ontology annotation, molecular function: protein-L-isoaspartate (D-aspartate) O-methyltransferase activity. Gene Ontology annotation, cellular component: cytoplasm. The record is from RefSeq and is a predicted model, not a curated record.